GCGCUGCUAUUAUUAUAUAACUCCGGUCCCUCCUCGGUGAUAGCCUGUCUGACUUCUUCUGGUUACAUCAAAACUUACUCACUCCUUACCUCUUCGUUCAUUGUCUGUGAACCCUUUCUAUCUCCUCUCAUACUCACCAUGUCUCUCAAGAACGACGCUUUCCCUUCUUCUGCCGCCUUCGACGCCAUCAACUCGACUCUACAGGCUGAUGCUGCCGAGCGCAAAGAGGCCAUCAACAAGGCUAAGGCGGUCGUCGCUUUCAACAUCAAGAACGACAAGGGCCAAGAAGAGAGCUGGUAUCUCGAUCUCAAGGACAAGGGUGUCGUGGGCAAGGGUGCUGCUCCCGAGGGAGGAAAGGCUGAUGUGACUCUUUCCCUUUCGGAUGCUGAUUUCACUGCCCUCGUAAGCGGCAAGGCCAACGCUCAGAGACUUUUUAUGGGUGGAAAGCUUAAGAUUAAGGGCAACAUUAUGAAGGCGACCAAGAUGGAGCCCGUCCUGAAGAAGGCACAGGGCAAGGCCAAGCUAUAGAUACCCGAUUUUUUGCUCGUUAUUUUUUUGCUACAGUUGAAACAUCGACAGUGAAACACUGCUGUUAUUAUAUUCUUUCUAUUUACCAUUUGGUAUCUUUUACUGUAGGUCACUGGGCACUGCUCGUGUAUUUCGUCAAGGACUAUCUAUGUGCUAGGGGGUAGGCUUAAGAAUGCUGCGACGUCAUUUCAGUCAGUUGCUUCUAGUGCUCACCAAAGCUGUAUGAUGAUUAGGAAUUACAACUAGGGUGAGGAAGAGACAAUUUCGGAGAAAGGGCAAAUUUUGAAUUUAUGGCCAUGUUUUGUCACGUCAAUCUACA
Messenger RNA from Aspergillus costaricaensis CBS 115574, 847 nucleotides. Its product is annotated as SCP2 sterol-binding domain-containing protein. The transcript has 3 exons. The record is from RefSeq and is a predicted model, not a curated record. The coding region runs from base 139 to 528 and encodes 129 amino acids. Gene Ontology annotation, cellular component: cytosol. Lineage: Eukaryota; Fungi; Ascomycota; Eurotiomycetes; Eurotiales; Aspergillaceae.